This is a messenger RNA of Cercopithifilaria johnstoni, 147 nucleotides long. The record is from the annotation of a GenBank genome assembly. NCBI's taxonomy places the organism in Eukaryota, Metazoa, Nematoda, Chromadorea, Rhabditida, Onchocercidae.
AUGGUGGAAAAGAAUCGUUUUGAACAUGAUUAUGAUAAAGAUGGAAAUGGUGUUCUUGAGGGCUCAGAAAUUGCUUCUUGGCUUGUUAUGAGUUUGGAAACAACUGCAGCUGAGGUUUGUAUUAUACCAUUUUUAUCCAUUCAGUAA